Molecule: messenger RNA, 1263 nt
Organism: Ectocarpus sp. CCAP 1310/34
Lineage: Eukaryota; Phaeophyceae; Ectocarpales; Ectocarpaceae
Source: the annotation of a GenBank genome assembly
ACAUGGAUGAGAGUUUUGUCCACCAGGCUCAUGGUUCCCCCUAUUCUUACUUCCCUUCGGACGAGGAUGGAGUUGUGCAGGAUGGGAUUGGUCGCACAACGGGGAAGGGCUUGCGCAUGAUCAUGGUGCAUGCAAUCACGAAGUGGGGGCCGUUGGCUAAGCUUUGUGAUGGGUUACCGAUCGAAGAGGGCUGGUUCAAGGAAACGGGUAGCGGCAAGAAGGAAAUGGAAGAUGAGGAGACAGCAGAGUUUCUGUGGCAGGCUAAGUUGGCAAAGGGCGAUUACCACGCAGCAAUGACCGACUCGAUGUUCAUGGAGUGGCUUGAACACCGCCUUAACCCUGCGUACAACGCGAUCCCUGAGUUCAAAGGCAAACGGAUGAUUCUUGUUCUUGACAACGCCUCAUACCACCAUGGAUUUGACGCGCAAGUCAAAUUGCCGGAAUCCAACACCAAGAAGCACAACGUCGAUCUGUUGCGAAUGUUUGGGGCCAAGUCGAUCAGGGUUAAGCGUAAGGAGGGCGAACAGGGCGUUUACAACUUCGAGGUACCGACAGAGCCUGGUUCUUCAUUCCCUGCAGGGAACAGGGAGGGCGGUGUAAGCAGAGCGGAGGUAGCAACGGCCACUCGGGAGUACAUCCACCUCAAUCACCCUGAAAGGCUCGAGGAACGGGUGGUGACGUUCAUGAGGAAAAAGGGGUGGGCGUUGAUUUGGACGCCGCCCUACAUGCCGUCCUUUCAACCGAUCGAGCUUUUUUGGCAGCAUGGUAAGCAGUACGUCAGCCUUAACUUUGAGUUGAAGCGAAAGAUGCGGGAGGUGUGGGUGCAGAUUCGUAAAGGUUGGUACGGGGACAAGGAAUGGCCAGGCCAGGAGGGGGGGUGGAAGGCAGCCGAUUGUUCGAAGCUGGUUGACCACGCCAUUGGAGAGAUGAAUAAGUGGGUCAAGGACCGUGAUGGAGUGCUUUCUGGUACGAUAGGCAGCCUCGAAAAGCCGGACGGGUACGAUACAGAUGAUGUGUCGCCCGUGGGUGAUGUCGAGGAAGGGGUAGGGGAGCAGAUCCAGCAGGAAAGCGCAGAAUGGGGUGAUGGCAGCGACGAGGUUGAACCAUGAUGAGAUUUUUUUCAGCCUUGUGAUCAAUUGCUACACCCAUGCACUGGGUGUGCCAUGUUUCAACAGCACACAUAUGUGAUUGCUGUGCGCGGGGGAUUGCGUCCCUGCUCCCAGCUACUGCAGUUCUUGAAAACAAAAAAAUCAAAAAUAUUCA